Mesorhabditis spiculigera is the source of this 234-nucleotide messenger RNA. NCBI's taxonomy places the organism in Eukaryota, Metazoa, Nematoda, Chromadorea, Rhabditida, Rhabditidae. The record is from the annotation of a GenBank genome assembly.
AUGCAUAUGCGCUUCUACCUUGGUGUGCUUGAUCCAUUCCGUCAUAUUCGAGCCAAGAAGAUGCUUCUCGAUGUCCAAUUCCAGGCUCAAAUCUUCAAAUGGACCAUUAUCGGGGAAUUCUUGGAGCACAAGAUCAGGCAUUGGCUGCGAGGAGAGCAGGAAAUUGAUCGGAUCCAUAUAAUCACAGCCCCCGUCACCCACGCCGAGCACAACCUUAGCACCUGUAAGUCGAAU